AUGUUUUUCCUGGAGGGAUGUGGAGUUUUAGCGCACUAUUUCAAACCUAGCUAAAACCUAGUCACGUAUUUGAGGAGUGAUUUUACUAGCAUUAGUUGAAGCACUUAAAUUCACGGUUGGUUCAGGUUACUGAGCUUUUUAAAAUCGUAACUUACUGCUAGCAUGUCAGGUUUGCUAACGUUAGCUAAGGAAGCAGAACUCCUCGUUUGACUGAAAGUUUAACGUUGAUAAGUUCCAUGGAGAGUUCACUGGUAAAAGACAACCCAUUACUUUUACCUCUCAACAAGGAGAAAACUAUCUAUGACGGAUUUAUCACAGCACAGGAACAGGACCUCAGAUUGAGAAUUCAUCUGCCACCUGAUUGUCAGCUCAAAAGGGCCAGGUUGCACUGCAGUUGGCAGCUAAAACACCUGUUGCGUGGCUAUGAGCACAUAGUGAAGCAGAGGCUGCAGCAGUCGGCCGAUCUUGUCAGUUUCAUGCUGGAGCUGAAGACUGUGGUGGAAGUGGGUCUGAAGAGCCGUCCUGAUUGCAGCUCCAUUCCACCUCCACAGUAUUACUCGCAGCUCAUCUCUGAGAUGGAGACCCUUGGGUGGGACAAGCUGCUCUCCAUAGACACGGAGUUUCGAACACUGAGACUGAAGGCACAGGACUCCUCUGGAAGGCAGCACAUUCUCACCGUUAAACUCAAGUCUAAGCACCCUGCAGAGGCUCCCGAAUGCUCAGCUGACCUGCCGGUCCCUCUGGCCAUAACAUGGACACCACAGAGUACUCUGGAGCAGCUCCACAACCAGUUCCUGCUGGUUUUGGAUUCCCUGACAGAUUUCUGGGACGUCCUGGAUGAGAUCGACUGCAAGACCUGGAUUCUGGAGCCGGAGAAACCCAGCCGGUCGGACACCAUGAGGCGGAUCACCAUUGGAAACAACGUGUCCAUCAAAGUGGAGGUAGAUCCCAGACACCCUAAGAUGCUGCCUGAGUGCUGCCUGCUGGGAGCCGAGCACGUGGUGACGCCGCUGAGGAAUAAGCUGAACGCCAAUAUGCACAUGUGGAACCCGGACUCCAGCGUCUUGCACAACCUCCGGGAUGUUUUGGAGAUCGAAUUCCCGUCACCUGCCACCCACGAAAAAUCUGCUUUCAGCAUUGAGUGUGGGAUUUGUUACUCCUAUCGUCUUGAAGCUGCGAUCCCUGAUCAGGUGUGUAACGACCCUCGCUGUGGCCAACCCUUCCACCAGGCCUGUUUGUAUGAGUGGCUGCGAGCGCUGCCCUCCAGCAGGCAGAGCUUCAGCAUUGUUUUUGGAGAGUGUCCUUACUGCAGCAAGCCUAUCACAGUGAAAAUGUCAGCCCAGAAGUCCUGAGGAGUGGCUCUGGGUUCAUAUCAGCUCCAUCUUGCCCAUGG
Molecule: messenger RNA, 1393 nt
Organism: Seriola dumerili (greater amberjack)
Lineage: Eukaryota; Metazoa; Chordata; Actinopteri; Carangiformes; Carangidae
Gene: fancl
Product: Fanconi anemia complementation group L
Exons: 14
Coding region: 237-1352 (371 amino acids)
Biological process (GO): interstrand cross-link repair; protein monoubiquitination
Cellular component (GO): nucleus; Fanconi anaemia nuclear complex
Molecular function (GO): ubiquitin protein ligase activity
Source: RefSeq, a predicted model, not a curated record